Aureobasidium vineae is the source of this 1020-nucleotide messenger RNA. The record is from the annotation of a GenBank genome assembly. NCBI's taxonomy places the organism in Eukaryota, Fungi, Ascomycota, Dothideomycetes, Dothideales, Saccotheciaceae.
AUGUCGGAUGACGAGAUUGUCGCCGGCCCGCCUGGAGCCACAUCUCUGGAUGCACGAGGAACGUCUGACCUGAAACCCAAAUACCGCUCAUGGCGCAAGAAGUAUCGCAAGAUGAAGACGCACUUUGACGACGUCAUGAAGGAGAGCAACAGCCUGUUUAUCGAUGAGCAGAAGCUCGAUGCAUUGUCUAAGAGGCUGCAGGAGCAGAACGACCNAACUGCUCGACCUCCUUCUCGACCUCAACACAUCCCUUCGCAGCAGCCGCAGGAAGAACGCGACAUGACUCUCGACGCCGCCAACAACAUCAUAGCCAAUGCCCACCAUGCCUUCCACAACCACGAGAUCCCCCAUCUAGACUUUGUCCGCAUACGACAGGACAUAGAAGCCCUGUUGGCUCGCAAGAAUGCCAAGAGCUUGGUCGACAUGGAGGCUCAGAUCCCCCAUCCACGAUAUCACCACCCAAUUCCACCACUUGUCGCCGAAGCAGAUCCCGCCUUCUUGUCUUCGUCGCACGAAGAUGCCUAUCUUACUCGACUUGACAACAAGCUAGAACCUGUCGCCCUUGGCGAUCCUCGCCCGUCCUCACCCCAACCCCUUUCCAAGCUCACUCAGCGCGAAUUGGACCGCGAGGUCGAACUACGUAACCCUCUAUCCGUCCACAACUGGCUCAAGAAACACAGCACAAUGUCCGACAUCGACGGCGCUUCAGAAGGUGGUGCCGCUAACGCUCAAACUCCUGCGACCGCCAACAAGCGCCGCAACCUUGCCAAGCAAGUUGGCGAUAGAGCAAUCGAACGCGCUAGAGAAAAGGAGGGCAGCCCAGGGAGCACUGUGGACAACGAAGACGAGCCUGCUGCGGACGACACACCGGGCAAGCCGAAAAAAGCCAGGGACGACGACCAAACGUACCGCCCAAAGGGCGGCCGUAGCAAAAGCAAGCGAAAGAGAGACGAGGGUGAAAACACGCCUGCUCGGGGUAAGAAGCAGAGGACGAGUCUCAACAUCCCCUCGGAUGCAUGA